AUGUGUAAUGUCAUCAUGGAUACAAUAAUGAUGAUGAGAGAUAAAGAAGAGAAACCAUUUGAGAAGAAGAAGAAGAAUGAUCCAACAUGGCUUUGUGCUGAUGAGAAAGAGAAAAACUUAACUGUUUCCAAGUAUUUUGGUUAG
Messenger RNA from Arabidopsis thaliana (thale cress), 144 nucleotides. RefSeq lists its product as uncharacterized. Bases 1 to 144 code for a protein of 47 amino acids. The record is from RefSeq and is marked reviewed. The transcript has a single exon. Lineage: Eukaryota; Viridiplantae; Streptophyta; Magnoliopsida; Brassicales; Brassicaceae.